AGCUCGGGGGACUGUGCUAUCUCCGGGGUGCCAGGCAUCACCCCUCACAGCCUCCUGUUUCAUUGGCCUGCAUUAAACCGCCAGCCACCGGGUUCAUCAUGCUGAGGGAGUGACCUGGGCUGUCCUGAUCCUUGCAAACACUGCAUAGUUAGGAGCAGACUUUGAAACCCAGUGGGUCCCAUUGUCCACCCAGCACCAGGAUCAUAGAGCUAAGUACAGAAGGGACCUUUGUGAUCAUCUAGUCUGACCCCCUGUAUAAUACAGGCCAGUGAACUGCCCCAAAUAAUUCCUAGAGCAGAUCUGUGUUGGGUGGCAUUGAACGAGGAAUGUGGAAAAUACUUCCUUCCCCAGCUGCUGUGGGAGUGAGUGGAUGGUGUGAAAGAGCCCUCCCCUGACCACUGCGGUUAGCACAGGCACAGAAAGUCCUGGCGGGGCUGCAGUGGUUAGAGGAGGGAUUGUUAAACUGGGGCUUGUCAAACUGGCAUCCACCCCCAAACCCUGCUUCACCCCUGGCAUUUAUAAUGGUGUUAAAUGUAAAAAAAAAAAAAGUGUUUUUAAUUUAUAAGGGGGGGUCGCACUCUGAGGCUUGCUGUGUGAAAGGGGUCAUCUGUACAAAAGUUUGAGAACCACUAGGCUAGAGGUUUUGGGGGAGAGAUUUGAAAGGUGAGCAGAGGGGACUGUUAAGUCUUCUCCUUAUUCCCUUCCCAUAAUACAAAAUAAGGCAACAAACCCCUUUUAAAACAAGGUCCCGUUAUCUUGCAGAACUCACUGACACAUGAUAUUAUUGCAGCAAGCAAUUAGCAAGCGUUUUAAAGGAUUAAAUGUCUGUUAUGUUACAGGGUAGGGCACAGCCAUGGGGCUGAGAUGACAUUUUCUAAGAUUUACCCAAAAUGUAUGGGCUAAAUAAUUGUUAUGAGAGGUUGAUGGAAAUGAUCCUCUCAGCAACUAUACUGUGAAAAUGUUUGAUAUUGGGUCUGGGACUCGUUGCUGGCUUAUCUGUGACAGUCAGUAUGGAACAGCUGCUCUGCUGGGCCUGAGGAGCUGUAGUGCUGGAGUGUUACUGAUUCACCAACACCCUCCCUUGUGAUGUUAAGUGUGUGCAGGGUGCAGCCACCCAGGGAGCUCCCUGGAGGUCAGUGCAGGCCAGGUCAUUGUGUUGUCCGGCUGGGGGUGCUGGCGCACUGAGGCAGGCAGAGAUGUAUCCGAGAGUUCGGUGCAGGGAGUCUGGGUGUCCUUUUCCCCCACUCCACCCCCCCUCAGGAACUGACGCUCUCCCCAGGCACUGGCUGGCUGAAAUGUGAACCUUGUGCAGUUGUCAGGAAAUGGCUAGUGACAGUUCUGUGGCACCUGUAGUUCGGGUGUGUCCUGGGGCUGCGUUCCAGGCUGUUGGAUCCAUGGGGUGCGUGUCUUCUGUGGGGCAGCUAAAAUGAGGACCGUGGUGUUGCACUAAAUUAGGGCUCUUCUCCCCCUAUUUAAUCUGACUCCAAAAAGCAUCCAUCGUUUCCCUAGAGAAGAGACAAUGAGCGGGGUUUAAAAUGACCAGGGCUCCAUUUCUGUGUCUCAGGAUUAGACUGAUGGGGUGGGGCAGGAUAGCUUUCCUCUGGCCCUUGUCACUGCAGGAUCUGAUCCCGACAAGGAGCAAACAGGAAAGAGCAGGAUGCCAAAGUGCCUGGGGUUCAUGCGUGCAUGUGAGGAAGAGCACCGAUGGCAUCAGCCGUCCCUCCAAACUUCUCCUGGGUGGUGCCUGGCAAGCUGGCAGGGCUGGCCAUGCCACGGCAGCCCGCACACUACCAGUACAUGCAUGAGCAUGGCGUCCAGCACCUGGUGUCACUGACCGAGCGCAGCCCGCCCUACCACGACACCUGCCCUGGCAUCAAGCUCCAUCACCUCCGCAUCCAGGACUUCUGUGCCCCAUCGCUGGAGCAGAUCAAGCGCUUCCUGCAGAUUGUGGAGGACGCCAGCACCAAGGGAGAGGCGGUGGCAGUGCAUUGCAUGCUGGGAUUUGGCAGGACAGGAACCAUGCUGGCCUGUUACCUGGUGAAAGCCCAGAGACUCACCGGAGUCGACGCCAUCCACGAAAUCCGGAGAAUCCGGCCUGGAGCCAUUGAGACGCAUGAGCAGGAGAAAGCCGUGAUCCAGUUCCACCACCACAUCAAAUAGCCACAGCUGGCGGUGCUCCCCUCUCCCUACACGGGGAGUGGGGGGCAGAGGGAGAGGGCUGCUCAGCUACACAGACACCUGCAGGAGGCGCCUACUGGGCCUAUGGCUGGGCGUUUCUGGACCCAUGGAGGGAACCUUCCCAACUCCUGGCUGCUGAGGGGAGCUGGGGCUGGUCUCAGAGCCUGGGGCCACACUCCGUUCUCGGCAGUAUCUGCCUGCACUGGGGCAGGGGUUGCCCCAGCCCCCUUUACUCAAGACAGAGAGGAUGAGAUCUGAAUCGGGGAGGGGCAAGGGGCAGCAAUGUGGAAGGGGGAGCCCCAUAGGGCAACGUCUCCUCCAGUCCCCUGUGAUCCUUGCCUUGGGAGAGCCAGGCCCAUAGAGACGGAGUGGGGCUUUGCCCUAUAGGGAGGCUAUGCAUGCCUGCAGGGUGUGUGGGCUGGAGCCUGUCCAGCCAAGGGCUGUACAUGAGGCUGGAGGUGUUGGGGGUUUUACUCUUCUGAGCUGCUGCAAACGUAUCCGCCCCCCGCCCUGAAUAAAAGAAGUUGGCAUUGGC
Messenger RNA from Chelonia mydas (Green sea turtle), 2713 nucleotides. It is a transcript of the gene DUSP23, whose product is annotated as dual specificity phosphatase 23. The transcript is spliced from 3 exons. Bases 1705 to 2160 code for a protein of 151 amino acids. Gene Ontology annotation, biological process: cilium assembly; protein dephosphorylation. Lineage: Eukaryota; Metazoa; Chordata; Testudines; Cheloniidae. The record is from RefSeq and is a predicted model, not a curated record. Gene Ontology annotation, molecular function: protein tyrosine/serine/threonine phosphatase activity.